Vitrella brassicaformis is the source of this 1001-nucleotide messenger RNA. The record is from the annotation of a GenBank genome assembly. Lineage: Eukaryota; Vitrellaceae.
CCGGAGGCCAGGGAUCUCACAGGACGUCAGCAGAGAUCUCUAGCGAGUCUAAGUGCACCCAUGGUUGAGAUCUACAAGGGAGGCAAAAAGUUCUCUGCAUUGCUCGAGCACAAUGCUGACCUUCCUGAUGACAUGGCCACCUUGGUGGAGCUGAAGCGUGAGAUUGAAACGGCCAUCUACCACCUCGGUAAGAAGAUCCAAGCACAAACAUCGUCGGUGCUCGCUCACAUCGCUUUGAUUCAUGUAUUUGUGCUGCCUGCUGCAGAGCGGUCCAACCGAGAGCUGGAUGCCGCAGAUCCGGUGAGUCUGAGAGAGCAGCAAUCCUUCAGUCCCUUCCAUCCAUCAGCCAGUGCUUUGUCGUUUGCUUGUCUGUCAGAACGGUCGCGAUGCCGACUUCCAAGAGGCAAUCACGGAGAACAUUGGUGCGCUGCGCACGAAGCGUGAGUUGUUGGAGAAAGUCAAGGACAAGAUCGCCGAGCUGGAGGCCCACUGCUGCGACAAGACGCCCCACAUCGUUCCCCCAGCCUCACUCAUGGCCGCACCACCGCCGGCCAGCGCAUCGUCGGCUCGGAGGCAGCCUGAGGUGCUUCCCGACCCGCAGACGGAUGACAUUCAGUCGAUGCAGGUGUAUGCGGAGACCAUGGCUGCCAGGCAGCAGCAGCAGCAGGAAGCUGUGAGAGAUGAGAGGAUGGUGGGCGAUGAGACGGUGGAGCAGGAGCAGCGGGAGGGAGAGGACGACGGGCUGAGCUUAUAGCAUCGAGCAAGGCGCGACGACCAGCAUGAAUGAAUCUUUUUCGUGUGCAGUGUGUGCGGGCAUGAGUCUUUUUCGGCUGCGUGAGCGAAGAUGAUGAGUUUUUUCGGAUCAUUUCAGUCAGGGAUGCGUUUCGUUGGGUCGCUUGUCAGAACAGUCUUGAAAACAACAAGAGUGGUCGUGGCCUUACACAUAAACACGAAUGCGACAUAUAAGCAGGCUGCAUCUACAUAAUAAAUCAACGACACAC